Messenger RNA from Melampsora larici-populina 98AG31, 318 nucleotides. RefSeq lists its product as uncharacterized. Gene Ontology annotation, cellular component: mitochondrial outer membrane. The record is from RefSeq and is a predicted model, not a curated record. Lineage: Eukaryota; Fungi; Basidiomycota; Pucciniomycetes; Pucciniales; Melampsoraceae. The annotation marks the transcript as partial. Gene Ontology annotation, biological process: intracellular protein transport. The transcript has a single exon.
GAUGAUGAAGAUGAUGAAGAUAUUGAUGAAUUAGAUGAAGGGAUUUCAAUUGAAGAUGAGACAAUCAUAGAUAGAAUUUAUGCAUUAAAGGAUAUCAUUUCACCUUCAAGUCGUACCACUAUUUGUGAAAGCUGGAACAAGUUAUCAAAUUCAACUAAAUCAACUACUAGAUUUUUGGGAAACGUUGCUUGGGUGAUCACUACUAGUAUGAUUCUUGUUGGUUUACCGAUGGCUUUGUCAAUCGAGGGUGAAAGUAUGUUAGUAGCUCAUGAGAAGGAGAUGGAACGUCAGGCUCAUGGUCAACAGGUUAGUGCACGA